Molecule: messenger RNA, 378 nt
Organism: Arabis nemorensis
Lineage: Eukaryota; Viridiplantae; Streptophyta; Magnoliopsida; Brassicales; Brassicaceae
Source: the annotation of a GenBank genome assembly
AUGGCUUCGAUUAUCUGUUAUUCAACUCCAACAACAACAAUCCGAGCUUCUUCCGGAUCUUUAAAAAACCCGGAUCCGAAUCGUAAGAGAUCCGUUUCUUGGUGGGCUCCUCUCUUCGGUUUACCUUCCGAUCCAGAUUACCUCAACAUCGAAACCUCCUCCUCCGUGAUUCUCGAACCGAAUCCGGGUACAAUAACCGAUGUUUCCGGGUCGGGUAACGAUUCCGGUCAGAGAUUCCGUCGUGGUUGUCUCACGGAGGAGAAAGCUAAACAGUUGAGGAAGAAAAUCGCUGAAGCUUCGAAUUUCCACGACGUUAUGUAUCAUUCGGCGAUUGCGAAUCGUCUUGCUUCGGAUAUCUCCGAUCGGGUCAAGGAUUGA